GCAAAGGAGACAAUUCAAAAUACAAUGACUUGUACGAUAGACUAAGUAAACACAUUUCAAAGGUUUGCUGUAGAUGUGAAAUAUGAAGUGUGUUUUUUUCGGUAAUAAAAGAAUUUUAGUACCAGAGUAUACCAAUCAAUAAUGUAUUGACAUGGUUGUAGUGCAAACUUGAGAAACUGUGUAACUUUCUCUGCCAGCAAAGCCAUUACAUCACUUCGAUACAUAUUCAAUGGUUCACGGUCUAUAUAUAUAAACAGCUCGAACUAGAAAGGAUAUGUCAACCAUAAAUCGUAACAAUAGUGUAAAACAGAAUCAAAAGUUCAACUUCUUCCCAUCCUUACUAGCAUUGUAGUAGUAACAAUGCAGAAAACAGCAGAGCUGGUGUUCAUCCCUUCGCCCGGAGUCGGUCACCUCGCAUCAGCACUUGAGAUGGCCAACCUCCUCAUCCGUCGAGACGAACGGCUCUUCAUUACAGUCAUCAUAAUGAAGGCUCCCUUUGAAACCAAGACAAGCAUUUAUACCCAAUCAAAGUCAGAAGACUCACGCCUGCGUUUCGUGGAACUUCCUCACCACGAAUCAAUUUCAGAUUCCACUUCUAAGUCUGGUGUCCACUUUCAUACCGCCCUCAUAGAAACCAACAAGACUCGCGUGAGAGAUGUUGCUGCCAGAAUCAAGACCACUAGGCUUGCCGGCUUUGUCGUCGACAUGUUCUGCACCGGCAUGAUUGAUGUGGCUGACGAGUUGGGGGUCCCUACCUACGUCUACUUCACUUCCAGUGCUGGUUUUCUUGGCCUCGUGUUCCAUCUCCAGUCCAUACAUGACCACCAAAACGAAGACAUUACUCAAUUCAAGGACUCAGACAUUGAGUUGUCAGUUCCAAGUUUUGUCAAUUCAGUUCCGACUAAGGUCAUGCCAUCUGUGGUGCUGAACAGCCAAGAAGGGGCCAGCAUGUUCCUAGCACGUGCCCGAUGUUUCAGACGUGCUAAAGGCAUCAUUGUCAACACAUUCAUGGAGCUAGAACCCCAUGCAGUGAAGUCCUUAUCUGACAGUAAAACCCCGCCAGUCUACCCAGUGGGACCCGUACUCAACCUCGACAGCGAUGAGGGAAGCCAACAGUCCGAUGCUAUCAUGAGGUGGCUUGACGAUCAGCCACCAUCAUCAGUGGUUUUCUUGUGCUUCGGGAGGAUGGGAAGCUUUGAUAAGGAACAGGCGAAAGAGAUUGCGGAUGCACUGGAGCGCAGUGGCUACCGUUUCUUGUGGUCCCUGCGUCAGCCUCCACCGAAGGGAAAGAUGGAGCUUGCAAAGGAAUACGACAAUCCGGAGGAAGUCCCGCCAGAGGGAUUCUGGGAACGGACGGCAGGGAUGGGAAAAGUGAUUGGUUGGGCGCCACAAAUGGCGGUUCUGUCACACCCUGCGGUGGGAGGGUUUGUGUCACACUGCGGGUGGAAUUCAACGUUGGAAAGUGUGUGGUGUGGAGUGCCCAUGGCAGCGCGGCCUUUGUACGCAGAGCAGCAAAUGAAUGCUUUUGAGAUGGUGAAAGAGUUGGGUUUAGCGGUGGAGAUCAAGAUGGACUAUAGCAAAGAUUUGAAUCAAGUGCCCUUGACGGCAGAGGAGAUAGAGAGCGGAAUAAGAAAGGUUAUGACGGAUGAUGGGGAAAUUACGAAGAAGGUGAAUGACAUGAAAGAAAAGAGCAGAGAAGCCAUGACGGAGGGUGGGUCAUCCUACAUUUCUCUGGGACGUCUGAUUAAGGACCUGAUUACAAAUAUGGAUUUUCACUCUCAAAAAUUUGUUGAUAAUGAAUAAAGGACACCUCUCAAUGCAUAGAAUACACUCUACCAAGAAUUAUGGUGGUCUUCGCUUCUUUUCAACUAGAAUCAGGUUCUCCAAGAGCUGCAUGUGAAGUAAAUCCAAAACAGGAAGUUAGAUAGGAUGAGCUAUCAAGCAUCUAUUUUGUUUCAAUUAGAAAUGAUAUCGCAAUGAAUAAUACUUCCCUCCCUAUUUAUAAAGAAAUAUUUCCUCCUUGUAGCUAGC
Molecule: messenger RNA, 2031 nt
Organism: Cornus florida
Lineage: Eukaryota; Viridiplantae; Streptophyta; Magnoliopsida; Cornales; Cornaceae
Product: anthocyanidin 3-O-glucosyltransferase 2-like
Exons: 1
Coding region: 361-1803 (480 amino acids)
Molecular function (GO): UDP-glycosyltransferase activity
Source: RefSeq, a predicted model, not a curated record